UCCUCUCGCUGCGGGGAGCUUCUUUGCAAGGCCGCGGCGGGGCCCGUAGUGGUCGAGCCGGCAGCAGCAGCAGCAGCAGCAGCAGCAUCGCGCCUCCAACAGGAACGGUGGGCCAGCGGCGGCAGCAACAGCACGAUGCCGUGAUCCAGGGCACCGACAACGACGCCGCCGUGUCGCGCAUGAGCGCCGUCGAGCUGGGCUACCUCGACGACCCGUUCGCCGCGCUUUUUGCCCAGCCGCAACCACACCCCUACCCCCACCCCCAGCAACAGCACCCCGCAGCCGGCCCCGGCCCGGCUGCCUUGCGGAGGCUGCCCAUCAUCAACCGCGGCACGUACGCGCGGACGGCAGCCAUCGACCGGCUGGUGACCCAGUUCCUCGCCGACACGGCCUCCGCGGAUGGCAGCAGUGGGGGGUUCCGACAGAUCGUAUCACUGGGCGCGGGCACCGACACGCGCAGCCUGCGCCUCUUUUCGUCGUCUCCGCCCUUCUCAUCCACUUCGUCACCCUGUUUCAACGCAGGCAUCAUCUACCACGAGAUCGACUUCCCGGCCAUCUGCGCGCGCAAGCUGCGCGCCGUGCGCGCCGCCCCGCAGCUACGGGCCAUUCUCUCCGAGCCCGAGACGUCGUCUGCGACUAUUACUAGUCAGCAAGAAGGCCAAAAUGCGGCACCGCCCGAGUGGUGGACCAGCCGCGGGCCCGGCGGCAGCGAGCUGUGGUGCCACGGCCUGGACCUGCGCGCGCUCGCCCUCGCGCACCAGCAGCGAGCAGAGCAACCAGGUGACGACAAUAAUGCCAACAGCUCGCUCAUCCGCGGGCUGCGCGCCGACCUCCCGACACUGCUCCUCUCAGAAUGCUGCCUGUGCUACCUGUCGGCAGCCGACGCGGGGGCAGUCGUAGGGUGGUUCGGCGCGCGCAUCUCGCCCGCAGCAGGGCUGGGGCUGGUGCUGUACGAGGCGGUGCACCCGGACGACGCGUUCGGGCGCAUGAUGGUGUCGAACCUGGCGGCGCGGGGCCUGCGCAUGCCGACGCUGGACGUGUUCCGGACGGGGGCGGACCAGGAGCGGCGGCUGCGGGCGGCGGGGUUCGACGAGGCGCGGCAGCUGACGGUCGACGCCGUGUGGGAGCGCUGGGUGGCGCCGGCCGAGAAGGAGCGCGUCGACGGGCUCGAGGGCCUCGACGAGCUCGAGGAGUGGAACCUGCUCGCCAGCCACUACAUUGUCGCCUGGGGCUGGAGGGGUUCUAGAUUCCGGCUCGUAGAACCUUAGGUAUAACUAAGUAGAAUAAAUAAGCAAAAUAAGGUAAUUAAACCAGUCAAAGGUCUUUCCAGUCAAUCUGACAAUCAGUCAGCCAUUGAGCUGCUAGAGAAGAAAAGGGCCUCAAAGAAAGG
This is a messenger RNA of Lasiosphaeria miniovina, 1390 nucleotides long. Its product is annotated as S-adenosyl-L-methionine-dependent methyltransferase. The transcript has a single exon. Gene Ontology annotation, biological process: C-terminal protein methylation. Bases 180 to 1268 code for a protein of 362 amino acids. The record is from RefSeq and is a predicted model, not a curated record. Gene Ontology annotation, molecular function: protein C-terminal leucine carboxyl O-methyltransferase activity. Lineage: Eukaryota; Fungi; Ascomycota; Sordariomycetes; Sordariales; Lasiosphaeriaceae.